GUCGCCUUUUGUCCAGCUGGCUGAAGAUCAAUAUCGUUUUGCAAUCAUGUCUUCUGCCGCUGCCCAUUCGGGGGACCCCUAUGCUGGCCAUGGGUCUCAAUCAGGAUUUGGAUAUUCCCAGAAUCAACCUCCACCAUAUAUGCAGCCGCCCGAUACACCAUCGAGAUCUUCCUACUAUCCUUCCAAGACGGCGGCCACGGAACAAACGUCGUCGGGAUUCUAUGACAGAGGCAUGUCGACCUCGAGACGGAACCCGAAGAACUGGUCUCGAAAAUGCUGGAUUAUUCUGGCCAUCGUCUCGAUCAUCGUCAUCGUCAUAGUCAUUGUCGUUGCGGUGGUGGUCACUCGAGAGAAUCGUUAUCCCAACUACUCCAAACUCCAAUACAAUUUGGUCGAUACGUUUUCGGGGACAAAUUUCUUCGACAACUUUGACUAUUUUACCGGUUACGACCCUGCAGCGGGAUUUGUACAUUACGUCGAUGGUCCAGGGUCUGUCGCCUUGAACCUUACCUACGCAACCGCCACAUCUGCCAUCCUCCGAGUCGACCUCUCCGACACUGACACGACUACUGGCCGUAAAUCAGUGCGGGUGACGUCGAAGAACACCUACAACGAUGGACUGUUCAUUUUCGAUGUCAAACACUCACCUUAUGGUUGCUCGACCUGGCCAGCGUUGUGGCUGACGGAUCCUUCCAACUGGCCGACGAAUGGCGAAAUUGAUGUGGCGGAAGCGACCAAUCUUGCACCGGACGGGAAUCAAGUCACCCUUCACACCACCAAGGAUUGUAAGAUGAAUGUCAAACGAAAGGAGAUCGGCCACUCGAUGAGCACAAACUGCCUGAACUCGACCGACGGAGAUAGUGGCUGUGGUGUUCAAGGAUCCAAGGCGACAUUCGGAGAGGAAUUCAACAACAAUGGUGGAGGUAUCUACGCAAUGGAACUCAGGGAUGCUGGCAUCCGAGUGUGGUUCUUUGACCGUGACAAUGUUCCAAACGACAUCACCACGUCACCGUCCAAUUCAACUAGUGUCACACCAGAUCCCUCCACUUGGCCCCAGGCACUGGCCGAUUUCCCAAGUACAGACUGCGACAUUGGGAGUCAUUUCCGAAACCAAAGUAUUAUCGCCAACAUCGAUCUCUGUGGUGACUGGGCGGGCCAACCAAAGUAUUAUACUGAGCAGUCAAAGUGUCCUGGUACGUGCGUGGAUUACGUGAGCAACCAACCUGGCAGCGCUUACCAGAAUGCGUAUUGGGAGUUCGGUGCUUUCAGAGUUUAUCAAGCAUCCUAAGCUUUUGCGUUUCAGGGUUUUCCUGGGGGGUUUGGUCUGGACGGAGAAAGAUGAAUUGUGAUGCAUGCAUUCAUUAAAUGACGUACAUGUUAGAAAAAUAUCCAAGUGUACUGCAGUACUGCAAAUAAAAU
Exophiala oligosperma is the source of this 1419-nucleotide messenger RNA. RefSeq lists its product as uncharacterized. The transcript has 2 exons. Lineage: Eukaryota; Fungi; Ascomycota; Eurotiomycetes; Chaetothyriales; Herpotrichiellaceae. Gene Ontology annotation, molecular function: hydrolase activity, hydrolyzing O-glycosyl compounds. Gene Ontology annotation, biological process: glucan catabolic process. The record is from RefSeq and is a predicted model, not a curated record. The coding region runs from base 47 to 1288 and encodes 413 amino acids.